This is a messenger RNA of Quercus robur (English oak), 807 nucleotides long. RefSeq lists its product as uncharacterized. The transcript has a single exon. Bases 1 to 807 code for a protein of 268 amino acids. The record is from RefSeq and is a predicted model, not a curated record. Lineage: Eukaryota; Viridiplantae; Streptophyta; Magnoliopsida; Fagales; Fagaceae.
AUGCCCUUCGAUGAUGAAAGCGAUGAUGACUAUAGGCAAAGAUCGAGAACUCCUCCAAGCGAGACCUUCUCUCACGAAGAAGAGCACUACCGAAGGCGUAAACGUAAAAGCCCAUCUCCUAGGGGCUUGAGAAACGAUGCCAUGAGCAGGGCAUUAGAUCAACUCUCCAAAUCACCUUUCACACGCCGCAUAGAAGGGGCUACACUUCUUCGACGAUUCCAACAGCCAACCUUUGCCAUUUAUAACGGCAAAACAGACCCCGUGGAGCAUGUGAGCCAGUUUAACCAAAGGAUGGCUGUCCAUUCUAAAAAUGAGGUGCUGAUGUGCAAGGUUUUCCCAUCUAGCUUGGGACCAGUGGCGAUAAAGUGGUUCAAUGGCUCAAAGACGAAUUCCGUAGAUUCGUAUAGGCAGCUAACCCAAGCUUUUGGCUCCCGUUUCGUUACAAACAGCAGAGCUCCUCGACCCUUGAGUGCUUUAUUGUCGUUAUCCAUACAUGAUGAAGAAACUCUAAAGGCCUACUCAAACAGAUAUUGGGAGAUGUAUAAUGAAAUGGAAGACAAUUUUGACGAUGUCGCCACUAGCACCUUCAAAAAUAGUUUCCCAACCGAGCACGGCUUGAGGAAGUCUCUGACUGGCAAGCCUGCCACCAGUGUGCGCCAACUAAUGGAUCGGAUUGAUAAGUAUAAACGAGUAGAGGAAGACCAGCUGCAAGGUAAGGGAAAAGAGAAGGUUAUCCUUCAGGAGAGGAGGGAUUUCAGUUCUGAUCGAUAUAACAGCAACCGCCCGAGGAGAGAUUUCGUAGGGUAA